Molecule: messenger RNA, 969 nt
Organism: Parathielavia appendiculata
Lineage: Eukaryota; Fungi; Ascomycota; Sordariomycetes; Sordariales; Chaetomiaceae
Exons: 3
Source: RefSeq, a predicted model, not a curated record
UUCACCAGGUUUCAGCGACUUCCGCCUGAGAUACGAAACAUGAUCUGGGAGUUUGCGUUGCCUGAGCCACGGGUCUACGAGGUCUUGGAUGCACCCAACGCGAAACAACAAACACCAGCUCAGGAGGGGCUGAUGUUUGCCAACGUGCACGCCGAAGCCCCCCCCGCGCUGGCGGCCGUCUGCCGAGAGAGCCGGUCCCUGGUUCUCCACCAUUACAAGCCCCUGACGCUGGGCAAGACGACCAAGUUCGUCGACAUGUCGCGGGACAUUUUGCUCCUGGAGCCGUACCUCCUCGUCAAGCGGCUGCACCGGGUGCUGCACUUCAUGAGCCAGAUCCCACUGGUGCGAGAAAACGCGGCCCAUCUGGCGCUGGGCACCUCGUACGGCAUUUACCAGGGCAUCUUCCACCCGGUACUGAGCCGGAAAGUGUCCAAGAACAACAUGGGCAAGCUGCUGGCGAGCCUGGCCGAGUUUCCGCGGCUGAGGACGCUCAUCUUCAUCGUUCACCAAGAGUUCCAGUUCCAGUUUGACUUUCGCUUUCCGGGGACGCUGACGCCGAUGCUUCCCGGACCUACGGCUGCUGCCUCUGAUUUCGGUCUUGCGCCAGAUUCAGGAUCAGCAACAGCCGGCUACUCAUCGCCUGUUCCCAGCAACGGCGGGCCAAUUACUACAACCCAGUCGACAGCAACACCCGUGUCCGUGCUGUCGCCCACGCCUGAUGCAGCACAAAGCAGACCGCAGCAGGUCCACCAGGCCUACCGCUUCAAGUUUGACAUUGAGUCCAACAUCAACUCGCGCCCGCGCCGCCCGCACACCAAUGAGCUGCUGUAUUACCCGCUGGACGUCAGUCGCGAGGGGGACGAGUUCGACGAGUAUGAGCGGUAUGACGGGGAGGGCGGCGAGUGGUGCGAUCCAUGGCCUACCAAUGAUGACUGGAAGAGGUUCAGGAGGAGGUGGGUUAGGGGUAUG